This is a messenger RNA of Talaromyces marneffei, 522 nucleotides long. RefSeq lists its product as uncharacterized. NCBI's taxonomy places the organism in Eukaryota, Fungi, Ascomycota, Eurotiomycetes, Eurotiales, Trichocomaceae. The coding region runs from base 1 to 522 and encodes 173 amino acids. The record is from RefSeq and is a predicted model, not a curated record. The transcript has a single exon. Gene Ontology annotation, molecular function: protein binding.
AUGCGACAUUUCAUGAGCUCAAUAGAAGAUACAACGAUCAACCGAUUUAGGGACCUUGCAGACUCAAGAAGAAGAGGAAGCAUGAGACUAGCAUCAACCCCCUUAGCCCCGUUGCAUAUCGCCGUUACGAAGGGCAAUGUGGAAUUAGUUGAGCUGUUUUUGCGCCAUGGCGCGGAUCCAAAUCUCCAUGCUGAGUUAUUUGGGACUGCAUUGCAUUUUACAAAAGAUAUUGGAAUAGCUAAGUUGCUUGUCGCGAAUGGAGCAGAUGUCAACGCCAGGAAUGGUUUGGGUGCCUCCCCAUUGUUCAUUGCUCUGGAUAGAGGCAAAAAAGACCUAUUUACCAUGUUAAUUGAAGCCGGAGCAAACGUCGAUCUCGUGGCAGAUAAUGAUGACACUUUGCUCAACUUGGCAAUCAAGCGGAGAGCUGGCACAUUUGUGGAAUUGCUGCUUGAUGCUGAUUGUAAGAUUGAGGGCUACGGCUCCGUGAUUCCUCCUUUACACCAAGCUGCCAAGCAUGGAUGA